Molecule: messenger RNA, 2397 nt
Organism: Chanos chanos (milkfish)
Lineage: Eukaryota; Metazoa; Chordata; Actinopteri; Gonorynchiformes; Chanidae
Gene: cdh8
Product: cadherin 8
Exons: 11
Coding region: 1-2397 (798 amino acids)
Biological process (GO): cell migration; cell morphogenesis; adherens junction organization
Cellular component (GO): catenin complex; axon terminus; synaptic cleft
Molecular function (GO): beta-catenin binding; calcium ion binding; cadherin binding
Source: RefSeq, a predicted model, not a curated record
AUGCCAAAACAGUUUGAGGAGAUGCAGAGAGAUCUAUGGAUUUCCAUUCUGCUCAUAUGGAUUAUGUGCGUACCUUACAUCUCCAUGGCUCCUUUCACUACUCAGUCUCAAAGUUUACAAAUGGGGUCACCGGGGGUCCUGCACGGGCCAACAGAAGGACAAAGAAUCCUGAGUCGUGCCAAGAGGGGAUGGGUUUGGAAUCAAAUGUUUGUAUUGGAGGAGUUUUCUGGGCCCGAUCCAAUUCUCGUUGGCAGGCUUCACACAGAUUUGGACGUGCGGAACAAAAACAUCAAGUAUGUACUAGCAGGGGAAGGAGCUGGGACUAUCUUUGCAAUCAAUGAGAAGACUGGAGAUAUUCACGCCAUGAAGAGGCUUGACCGAGAAGAGAAGGCUGAGUAUACACUCACUGCACAGGUCAUCAACAGGGACACCAAUGAGCCUCUGGAACAGCCAUCUGAAUUCAUCAUCAAAGUGCAAGACAUCAAUGACAACCCGCCACAGUUCAUAGAGGGUCCUUACCAGGCCUCUGUCCCAGAGAUGUCCCAAGUGGGUACAUCAGUCACAAGAGUAACAGCGACUGAUGCUGAUGACCCGGUAUAUGGAAACAGUGCCAAGUUAGUCUACAGCAUUUUGGAUGGGAUGCCUUACUUUUCCAUUGAUCCAAACAGUGCAAUCAUCAAAGUUGCUCUGCAGGGGAUGGAUCGGGAGAUGAGAGAGGAGUACCUGGUUGUCAUUCAGGCAAAGGACAUGGGAGGUCAUAUGGGGGGGCUAUCAGGAACAACCACUGUCACUGUCACGUUAACAGACAUCAAUGAUAAUCCACCAAAGUUUACCAGAGGUUUGUAUGAGUUUGUUAUCCCUGAGAAUCUUCCCAUUGGAAAACCAGGAGGGAAAGUGGAAGCAAAUGACAGAGACAUCGGAGAAAAUGCCAGAUCUACUUACAGCAUCAUAGCUGGCAAUGACAAGGAUGUUUUUGAGAUAAUCACUGAUCCUCAGACCCAGGAAGGAAUUCUCAGACUAAAGAAGCCCCUGGACUUUGAGAGCAGAAAAUCCUAUAAUCUGACUGUGGAGGCAGCCAAUGUCCGCUUUGAUCCUAGCUCCGGUGGACCCUACAAAGACACAGCCACCGUUAGGGUUGUGGUAGAAGAUUCAGAUGAGCCGCCUGUUUUCUCAAAAUCCACGUACAUGCUCGAGGUGGACGAGAACGCCCCAAUCAACACAGUCAUAGGGACAGUGACUGCACGUGACCCAGACAGCACACGCAGCGCAGUCAGGUACUUUAUUGAUCGGCACACAGAUCUGGAGAGGCAGUUCAAUAUUAAUGUUGAUGAUGGCAAGAUCACACUGGCCAAACCACUGGACAGAGAGACUGAUAUGUGGCAUAAUAUCACAGUUACAGCCGCAGAAGUCCAAAACCACAGCCAGAUAUCUCGAGCGAUUGUGGCCAUCAGGGUGCUGGACAUAAAUGACAAUGCCCCAGAGUUUGCCACCGAGUAUGAGGCUUUCCUCUGUGAGAAUGGCAGACCUGGCCAGGUGAUCCAGACCAUCAGUGCUGUUGAUAAAGACAACCCAAUUCAGGGACAUGCCUUCCACUAUCGUCUGGUUCCAGAAAUGCUGAACAACCCUAACUUUACUAUACAAGACAAUAAAGACAACUCAAUCAGUGUUGUAGCAAAACAUGAUUCAUUUCGCCGCCAGAAGCAAGAGAUGUACUACUUGCCUAUCAUUGUGACUGAUGACGGAGAUCCUCCGAUGAGCAGCACCAACACGUUAACCAUCCGUGUGUGUGGGUGCAGCAGGGAGGGAAUUGUGCAGUCAUGCAAUGUUGAAGCCUAUGUGUUGCCUAUUGGACUAAGCAUGGGAGCCUUGAUUGCAAUAUUGGCCUGCAUAAUACUAUUACUGGUCAUUGUGGUCUUAUUUGUGACACUACGGAGACACAAGAACGAACCGCUGAUUAUCAAAGAUGAUGAAGAUGUCAGGGAGAACAUCAUCCGCUACGAUGAUGAGGGAGGUGGUGAGGAGGACACGGAGGCCUUCGAUAUUGCUACGUUACAGAACCCCGACGGCAUCAAUGGCUAUCUACCCCGCAAGGACAUCAAGCCUGACCUUCAGUUCAUGCCAAGGCAGGGUCAGCACUCUGGCCCCAAUGGCGUGGAUGUGGACGAGUUCAUCAACGUACGACUUCACGAGGCAGACAAUGAUCCCACUGCACCACCUUAUGACUCCAUCCAGAUCUACGGCUACGAGGGCCGGGGCUCCGUUGCCGGCUCCUUGAGUUCCUUGGAGACAGCCUCCUCAGACUCGGACCAGAACUAUGACUACCUCAGAGAGUGGGGACCACGUUUCAGAAGACUGGGGGAGCUGUAUGCAGUGGGUGAAAGUGAUAAAGAGACUUGA